Ogataea philodendri is the source of this 417-nucleotide messenger RNA. RefSeq lists its product as uncharacterized. Bases 1 to 417 code for a protein of 138 amino acids. Lineage: Eukaryota; Fungi; Ascomycota; Pichiomycetes; Pichiales; Pichiaceae. The transcript is spliced from 2 exons. The record is from RefSeq and is a predicted model, not a curated record.
AUGAUCAGAGAUCUUGGUGAUAUUUGGUGUGUCUCACUCGGAUUUCUCCGUCUGAAUGGAAGUCUUAGACUCGUCGGUGGAUGGAGAGAAUCUAACGGCAUUGACCCAGUCGGUGUGCGAUUCCAAGGUGGCCAUACAUUGACCUUGAGUGUUCCACAGCUUAACAGACUUGUCUCUGGAAGCAGAAACAAUUUGUCUGGAGUUGGCGGCAAUGGAAACAGACAAGACAUCGGCAGUGUGACCAACAAAUCUACCAAGACAAGCACCAUCGUUGAGUCUCCAAAGUCUCAAGGUCUUAUCCCACGAGGCAGAAAUGGCAUACUCUCCGUCAGCAGAGAUGUCACAGUCCUGAACAAUGUGGGAGUGUCCCUUGAGGGCCUUCUUGGCCACACCAUAGUUGUUCUCGUCUCUGGUUAA